Molecule: messenger RNA, 2291 nt
Organism: Ectocarpus siliculosus
Lineage: Eukaryota; Phaeophyceae; Ectocarpales; Ectocarpaceae
Source: the annotation of a GenBank genome assembly
AUGGUUGUUCUGCCAAUAGGAGGAGGAGGAGCAGGUGACGCUACGGCUGCUGCUGCUGUUGCUGCUGCAGCAAUGCCGGCAACACCGUCACGGAGGGGAGGGAGAGGGGGAAGGGGCAGGCGAUGGGCAUUGCUUGCGGCGGCAACAACCCUUGCCAUGCCGCCCUGCGCCAGGGGGUUUGCGCUGGCUCCGCAGGCGGAUGUGCGGCCGUCCAGAGCUACCGGCGCUAGCGGCAGCGGCGGCGGCGGCGGGCGAUAUUUCGGCAGGCUCGGGGGUGGGUGUUGUUCGACCUUGAGCGCUUCCGAGCUGAACGUUAACAACAACAACAACAACAACAACAACGCGAACGGCGUCGCGGCGGUGCGGAGGAGCGGAAGGGGAGCGGGGGGGUACGUGGCAAGAGGGGGGGGGGGGGCGUCGUCGGCUCUCUGCAUGUCCGCCGCCAGCACGGGGACGGCGGCUAACGACAUCACCAAGGCGGUCGACAACGCGAAACGUCUGACUGAGGGAGACUUGGAGAACCUCGAGCUGGCGAAAGGGCCGGCAGAAUUGAGCCGACGCCGUGCGGUUCUCAACCAGGCGUACCAAGAGUGCGAGCGUAUCACGGGCAUAUUCGCAAAGACCUUUUACCUCGGGACCAAGUUCAUGUCGCCAGUGGCACGCAAGGCGGUGUGGGCCAUCUACGUGUGGUGCAGGCGCACCGACGACAUCGUGGACGGGCCUAGAGCCAUGGUGCGGGGCAAGAAGAGCAUGCAGAAGGACUUGACAGACUGGGCGACUCGCCUGGAGAACGUGUGGGAGGGCAAGCCCAAGGACGCGUUGGACCUGGCUCUGGUUGACGUGAGGGAGAACUACCCCUCCCUUCCCAUCGCUCCGUUUAAGGACAUGAUCGACGGCAUGAUCAUGGACGUCCCCGGUAUCGGCAAGAACCGCUACCAGACCUUCGAAGAGCUCGAGCUAUACUGCUACCGCGUGGCGGGCACCGUGGGGUUGAUGGUGCUACCCAUCCUGGGGACGGCGGAGGGGGUGUCCGAGGAGGACGCUAAGUUUCCGGCGCUGUCCCUGGGGAUCGCGCUGCAGCUGACCAACAUCCUGCGGGACGUAGGAGAGGAUGCCGUACGGGGACGCAUCUACCUUCCGCUGGAGGACCUGGAAAAGUUCGGCGUAGAUCCCGAGAACAUCAUGAACGGCAUCCUCGACUCCAACUACAAGGAGCUCAUGCGCUACCAGAUCGCCCGCGCGAGAUUCUACUACAAGCAGGCAGCCAGGGGGAUCCCCAUGCUGUCCCCGGAGGGACGCCUGCCGGUGCAGGCUUCUCUGGACAUGUACGGUAAGAUCCUGACGGCGAUCGAGGGCAACAACUACGACAACUUCCGCAAGCGCGCGUAUAUCUCCAAGACGGAGAAGCUGCUGACCCUGCCCUUCUCGUACGCCAAGUCCCUCAAUCCGGGCCAGAUCAACACGAACAUCGACGACAGCGAGUUCAAGUUGACCCGAUUCGACAAGCUGGAAAUGGAGCGCGAGUCCUUCCCCGCGGGAGAAGACGACGACCAAUUUUAAAGGGAUCGAUACUGUUAACGCCGCCCGGGAGAAGUAGAACAAUACGCCGGGAUUGGACGAUGGGGGGGGGGAUCCGAAGAGAGGGAGGGGCGUGCGCGGCGAGGGGGGGUCCUUGUUACCAUUUCGAAGAGGCGUUUCGUGCACCGGAACCGAGGAUGGGGAGGGGAUUGGGGGUUGAAAAUUGUUGAAUUGAUGAACUACGUCACUUGUUUCGCUGUUUCUUGAUUGAUGUGUGAAAACGUUGUCGGACACUCGACCUCGCUGCCUGGGAAUUGAUUGUUUCGUUCCAGGGUUGUGAUUAGACGUAGGCAGCACAGAAGCUUUCGUGAAUAGGGGGCGGCGGAUUGUGGGGGGAAAAUUCUGGGCUUAAGGUCGAAGAUAGGGUACUGGCUUGGUGUUGAUGUUGCGCGCAACGGGCAGGAUGAUGAUUCGUAAAUUUCGGCCCUAUUUUUUUUUUUCCUUUUUUGUUUGGGGACGUUUUUUUUUGCUUUCUCUCAGAUUGGGUUGCUCGUGCGCCAAUUUCGCUGAUCGUUUUUUUGUCAGCCGGUGUUGUUGCAGUAGAGUUGGGCAGGAGAUCUGUUUUUUGUGUGUUUUGGUCUCCAGCUGGGGAGGGACCUCAAGCGUUUUGUGGACGAUGAUACUUAAUCGCGAUCUGAUUGGGUGCAGCAGUAGUUUUUGGCACGGGAAAGAGUGCACGCUUUUGUGUUAAGCAUACGUGGAAUUUAUCCGUG